GUGCCAGGGGGAUGCUUCCUUGCAGUUUCUUAUUCAGUCGAGUUUUCUACCUUUACUCUUUAUAAGUUCUCGUAAGAAACUGCAAUCCCUUCCACUCUUGUAUCAAAAUAAAAAACACGGAAGAAACUGCAUUGGGCGCUAUUGAAGGCUGAUCAAGAACUAAAGCUAGCCCAUCGGGAGGAUCACAAAUUGAACGGAGGAGGACGAGAGGGUCCACAGAUCGGAGGAGGAGCAGAACCCAUCGGUCGUUGGAGCUCCGACGAGUCUCCUUCCCCUUCUCUUUGAUUGUUUUUUUAAUUAAUCAUUUAAUUAUUUAAUUGUUGGGUUUAUAAUUGUUUUUAAUUGAAUAAAAGUUCUGCUUAAUUUAAAUAAUGUAGCUGAUCAUAUGAUGUCACUUAAGUUGAUAUAUAAUUAUGGUGCAAUUACUUAGUGAAAAUAACAUUAUUGCUUAUAUAAUGUUUGAUUUACCAUUUUUAUCGGCUAAUGUUUGCACAUCUUUCAGGAAAAAGUUGCGACUGGGGAUUCAUUUCUGCGAUUUCAAUACAACUCUCUGCCAGUGGUCAACAUGAGAAGACGAAAGAAAUGUACAACAAGGUUGUUGAAGAUGUCAUUGUGGAGCAACUCCCGGAAGAAAGUGAAGAGGAUUUGAGAGUCAGAACAUUCACUGAGCUAUUCAGGAAACUUCCCUUCCCUGACCAGAAUCAUUUCUUGUCCACAAUUAUAAAGAAAUUCAAGCGCGAGCGGCAAAUUGGCGAGUUGGUUUCUUGGUUCAGUACUCAACUAGAUGCCAGUGAUCAACAAGAGCUGAUUGGAGAAUUGGUUCAUGUUAAAGCUGAUGACGAGACAAUCACCAAUGAGGAUUUGGUUCAAAGGACAAAGCUCCUAUGGCCAGUGGCGGCUGACGAACAACUCUGUGAUGGAGUUAUAGGUGUUAUAAUUGAGAAACUUGAAGACGAAAGUGAGGCGGAUUUCAAACUCAGAAGAUUCACCGAGCUAUGUAAGAAAGUUGUUGACUUCGGUGUCCAAGUUCAGUUCCUUGACAGUGUUGUACAGAAGCUGCUGGAACCACGAAGAUGUCUUCCACACGGGGUGCUCCUUCAGCCUCAAGAUUCUGCAAGUGCUGCUGAAUUGCUCUGGCAGCUCUCAAGUUUUGGGUUCAGUUUACUGUCCAUCGAUGAUCAACAAGACAAGAUUAAGCAAAUCUCUAAUAAAAUUUCUGCUGAAGCUGUCAAAAGACAAAGACUUGCAGGAGAAAGUGAGGAAGAUUUGAGACAGAAAACAUUCACAAUGUUAUUCAAUAAAGCUCCAGUCUCUACACGAGUUAAUUUAUUCGAGGAGUUAACGGACAAAUUCUUUGGCGAAAGACGCUUGUGUGAGUCAAUUCUUUUGUUCAGGCAACAUGGUUCCAAUGAUCAACAAGAGAAGAUUGAAGAAAUGUUUGGCGACUCAGGGAGACUGGAAAGCAAGGAUGCCAAAAAUGUCAUACUCGAGAAACUUGAUGAGGAAAGUGAGGAGGAUUUUAGGCUCAGAAGAUUUAUAAAGUUGUGUAGUACAGAUACCUGCCUUUUGGAUGUCUUCAUGUCGGAGGAAGAUGAGAAGAGGAAUUCAAAAGGUCUACAGCUGCAGAAAUCAGGUUAUGAAGAGAUAGACAAAAUCAAACAGUUUCGAUAUGCUGAAUUUUACAUUGGUUUGUCAGUAAUUUGGUUCAAAACACGAUGCGCCAAACAUCCAGGAAAUCCCGUUGAAGUACUUGUUAGUAAUGUUGGAGAAGGUGAUCACGACGUUGAGAAACUCCAACAUGAGACUGAGGAGGACUUCAGGCUCAGAAGAUUUACAGAAUCGUUUAAGCAGCUUGAAUUCGGUUCCCACGAAUAUAUCGUGGAUUAUAUUAAAAGCACAUUCGGUUCCCAGGAAUAUAUCGUGGAUAAUAUUAAAAGCACAAUAGUUCAUGAUCUAGGUUACCACAAUGAUGAACCCCGUUUCAAGCUCCUGAGUGGACCGAGUCUCGGUCUGACUUCGGACGAUGAUGAAAGGCCUCCAUUUUCUUUAGAAUUCAGCAUGGUGAAAAGUCCAAACCUAAGAGGAGGAGGAGUAGCAACGACUCAAGGAGGAGGAGGAGGAGGAGCAAUUACCCAAGGAGGUGGAGAUGGAGCAAUUACACAAGGUGGACAGGGGACAAGUCAACAAUAGAUGAUUUGCAACCAUGUCAUCAUGGAAGAAUCGUUCAAAUAACUAUAUUUAGCAUUUGACAAGUUUUUAAAUGUAGUAGGAUUAUUUGUAUGUCAUCAUUUCACGCCUUACAUUGCAUGUGAUUGAUGCUUGCGGUAGGACUCCUAUGCUCCCUCACUUUCGCGUUUCCUCCUUACUGGUAAUUACGCAAAUUAUGCACUGUGGAAAUAUCUGGUUGAACUUGUAACACCACGUUAGCUAGCUGAGUAGUGUUACGGUCCCAAAUAAUUUCUUGUCAUAAGUUGUGCAUCAAAUCAUCGACUUUGUAAUUGCAUUACAAGUUUAAAAUCUAAUUACACA
Malus domestica (apple) is the source of this 2529-nucleotide messenger RNA. RefSeq lists its product as uncharacterized. NCBI's taxonomy places the organism in Eukaryota, Viridiplantae, Streptophyta, Magnoliopsida, Rosales, Rosaceae. The record is from RefSeq and is a predicted model, not a curated record.